GCGCAAGUGGCCAAGUGGCUUUAUAGUUUAUUGAAUGAAACAUCCGCAACUGUAUUACGUUGCGUUCGGCAGUAAUAUUUCACAAGUCGUGCGUGCCACAUGACUAAGCUAGCAACCGACCGAUAAGUUUUCAUUUAACCGGGCGAAACACACCACCAAAGCAGUUUGCAACGGAAAUGCCUUUCUCAAGUGCACGCAGAGCAUUUUCACAGUGGUUUUUUUGGUUGCUACUACUGUUGGGCGCGUACGAGACAGAGUUGGCUUCAGUGCCGCAGGUGCAAUUGCAUGAGCAAAAAAUCUCGCAAGCCAACAACACCGACUAUGUGCGUGAUGUAAUGCGUCAGGCCAAAUCGGCUGAAAUGCGCAACUACAUGCAAGCGGAGGCGGACGCGUGUGACGACUUCUUUAAGUAUGCUUGUGGCACUUGGGAAAAAAUCAAUCCGACAGAUGUGCACAAUGUGCUGGAGACAAACUUUUUCGCACUGCUACUUAGCACCUACAAUCAAAAACAGUUGAAAGUGUUGUUGGAGGUGCCACAAAGGCACGACGAUGAAGUUACAGCGAAGGUAAAGACGUUCUUUGGCGCUUGUCGGCAGUUCGUGGACAAGCCGAAUGAACGCUACAAAUUGGAGUUAUGGGAGAUUGCUGAAGAGUUUGGACAGAUGCCAGCGCUCAUGCCGGAAGGCACAUGGGAGGCAAGCGAAUUCGAUUGGUCGGCGACAAUUGGCCGCAUACAAAAUAAAUACGGACUGGACGUAAUACUGCAGCUGAGUAUGCGAGAGGACUUUGUGAAUAACAGUGUGCAUAAAUUAUUCAUUGGUCAGCCAGCGUUGGCGUUACAAAGUAGAGCCAUGUACAAAAGUCCGGCAACAAAAUGGUAUCGCGACAAAUAUGAAAAGGAGAUAGAGCAAGCUUUGCAGCGUUAUUUGGGUAUUAACGAAGCGGUGGCAAAGCAGACGGCGCGUGAAAUUCUUUACUUCGAAUCGAGAUUGGCCGAUGGCAUGCUGGACAAACAGUUGGGUAAAACGCUAAAAUCCAUGGCUGUGCUGAGAACUGUCGACGAAAUGCAAGCGGCAUAUGAGGGCGUCAUAGAUGUGCGUGCGUAUUUGAACAUCAGUUUGGGGCAAGAAUUCAACGAGACAUUCUACGAGUAUCAUGUGGAAUACCAAAGGAAUCUGGUGCAGAUGCUCAAAGAGAUACCCAAAGCGCAAGUAGCAAACUAUAUCUUGUACCAAUUACUUAAGACAUUCUUUUUCGAUUAUAACGCAACGAAUGGCGUCAAGGAGAAGCUGUGCUUGGACAAAACAAAACUAUAUUUCUCCAAAGUGCUGGACAACAUCAUCUUUCGCAAAUACAACAAUGAGAAAACAAUAGCGGAUAUUAACGGCAUCUGGCUGAAAAUCAAAGAGAUUUUCAAAGAAGAACUAGAAACUGAUAGCUUAAAUUGGAUAUCGGCAAUAACACGAAAAGUGGCACUAGAUAAGUUAGACGCCAUGCGAUUAGACAUCAACACACAUGAAAUAUCAGAAUUCACAGAGGAAUUCGCCAAUUUGACGCUUAGCCAAACGGACUACAUCGGGAAUUUGAAGAAAGUGCUCGCUCACAAAACCAAACACACCUGGACCGUGUUUCGACACACAAGCGAACCACUGGAAAUGCCCACCGCGCUCUCACUCUCGCCCACCUACAGCACUAAAGAGAAUUUAAUAAGGAUUCCCGUUAUGCUGUUACAGCCAUACUUUCUCUGGUCCGACUAUUAUCCGAAUGCGCUUAAAUUUGGCACGCUCGGCUAUUUGGUGGCGCAUGAACUCAUACAUGGCUUUGACGAUGUGGGCCGCAACUUCGAUGCUACCGGCAAUGAGCAAUCGUGGUGGGACAACAAUUCAACAGAAGCUUUUGCGGAGCGCAAAAAGUGUUUCAAACGUCAAUAUUCGCUCUUUCGCUACAAUGGCAAAUAUCUGCCACAAAGCGAACUGCAAGCAGAAAAUAUCGCCGACAAUGGUGGCAUACAACUGGCCUACAAGGCUUACCAGAAGUGGCUCACAGGCCUGAACGAGUCCACAAGCGAGGAGCACGAGCAGCUGUUGGCGUUGGAAACACUACCAAGUUUGAGCUUAACAAAUCAUCAGCUAUUUUUUCUCGCUUUUGCACAGUAUUGGUGUAAUGAUGUUGACGCCUUCUAUAGGGACAAAGUUUCUUUGCUAAGCACACAUGCGCCGGCGAAAUAUCGUGUGAUUGGCUCUUUGGCGAAUUUCCCAACUUUCGCCGAGGAGUUUCAGUGCGCCAGUGGUACUACAAUGAAUCCGAAGCAGAAGUGUAAAAUUUAUUAAAAAUGCAUUCACACGCUGGCUGUCCUUAAGUGCCUGAGUAUAUGCGGAGAACGAGCGACAUACAUGCGUACAGGGUGGCGCAAAACUAAUCAUCCAAUUUGUUUUUGAAUAACUUUUUAGUAAAUAAAAAGAAAUGAGGUUGAGUGAUGGAAAUCUUUAUUUUGACCUUUGCGCGCUCGAUCGCUUCGAUCGUCUGUUUGUAAGCUGCAGCUGUCUUAUUCUUAAGUGUCAAAUUCGAUUGAUGAACGACUCCAUUUGUAAAAAUUAUAUAUAGGGUAAUUAAUUUUGCGCCGCCUUGUGCAUACUGGUUGCGAACAUAACUGAGCAUGUGAUGAUUUUUUUACAUUUAAAAUGGUUUUCGAGUUAUAAUUUUUUUUA
Messenger RNA from Anastrepha ludens (Mexican fruit fly), 2708 nucleotides. RefSeq names its product neprilysin-4-like. Gene Ontology annotation, molecular function: metalloendopeptidase activity. Gene Ontology annotation, biological process: protein processing. The coding region runs from base 177 to 2330 and encodes 717 amino acids. The transcript has a single exon. The record is from RefSeq and is a predicted model, not a curated record. Lineage: Eukaryota; Metazoa; Arthropoda; Insecta; Diptera; Tephritidae. Gene Ontology annotation, cellular component: plasma membrane.